Messenger RNA from Anopheles merus, 714 nucleotides. RefSeq names its product pectinesterase inhibitor 10-like. Lineage: Eukaryota; Metazoa; Arthropoda; Insecta; Diptera; Culicidae. The record is from RefSeq and is a predicted model, not a curated record. The transcript has 4 exons. Bases 226 to 714 code for a protein of 162 amino acids.
CAAAAAAUUAUUUUGACACCCGCUUACUGCGAAUAUCAUAAAAAAAUGUCGACAAUUAACAACACUGAUCAAGAGACAUACUUACGAAAACUUCACUCCAUAUCGGCUUUGUGGCUGUCCAGAACCUUAUACACCCAGGAAAAUGCAAAACAUGGAUCAUGAUCACGGAUAUGCAUCAUUUGCAUUGCAACCGAGUACCGAAAUGAUGGAACUACGUCCUAUCUAAUGGUUUUUUCUGCUCUGACGUCAGUUUCAUCGGUCGUGCCCGCUACUCCUAUUAUUCUUGCUUCGACAUUGUUGGCUGUCUCAUCGUCACCACCACCUAUAUUUGUUUCGUCAGAUAUGUUGACCGUUCCAUCGUCACCGCCACCCAUCCGUGAUGUUUGCGGUACAUUUCUUUUGGGUGGAUCUAUGUCCGGUUCGUCAGCCAAGCCGGGACAGCGAUCCUCUUCCGGACCGUCAUUGUUGACCGUCCCAUCGUCACCACCACCCAUCUGUGAUGUUUCCGGAUCUAUGCCCAGUUCGUCAGCCAUGCCGGGACAGCGAUCCUCUUCCGGACCGUCAUCCUCGCCCAGUCUGCCGUCUUUACCUGGUUCAUCUUCAUCAACCGGCGCGCAUAAUAAUUCACUUGAUAAAAAAGUGGACAUUCUUAUUAAACUAUCGAAGCAGACUGCGGCUGAGCCAUCACUGCCAUUGAAACAGAAGAAGAGUUAG